AUGAAUUCUUCUUCUUCUAAAAUUUGUUCGGCGGCCUUGAAACUUGACAUGAACAAGGCCUAUGAUAGGGUAAAUUGGGAAUUUUUAUGGGAAGUUUUGAGGCGUUUUGGGUUUCCUCCGUAUUGGGUUCAUGUUUUACAACAAUGUGUCACAACUAUGUCCUAUCAAAUUUUGGUCAAUGGUACGCCUUCUCAGCCCUUCAGGCCUAAGUGUGGCCUACGUCAAGGUGAUCCUUUAUCUCUAUAUUUAUUUGUUUUAUGUAUGGAGAUUUCUUCCUUAAUUUUGCGUCGGGAUGAACAGCGUGGCUUGUUCCAGGGGUUGAAGAUUUCUUGCAGGGCGCCUUCUGUGUCCUAUCUAUUUUUUGCUGAUGAUGCUUUGUUAUUUUUCCGGGCUUCGCCAUCGGCUUGUGAUCAGAUUCUCUCAAUUACGAAUGAAUUUUGUUCCAUCUCUGGUCAGAUGAUAAAUGUGCAGAAAUCAUUUGUGAAAUUUAGUUCUAAUACUCCAGAUGAUUUCAGAGAUUAUUUGUCGUCGACCUUACGGAUGGAAGCUAGAUCGUCUUUAGGCUAUUAUCUUGGGCUUCCGGUUGACUUGGGGCGGAAAAAAUGUCAGGAUUUCCAUUUUCUGUUGGAUAAGGUGGCCCAACGCCUCUUGUAUUAUGCUUCGCUGAACCUUUCAUCAGCGGAAAAGCUGGUUAUUGUUAAUUCGGUGCUGGUGGCUACUUUUAAUCAUAUUUUAUCUGUGUUUAAGGUUCCAAAUACAGUUUGUGAGCGGUUGGGUUCUAUGUUGAUUCGGUUUUGGUGGAAAUCAGGUAAAGAUUCUAAGGGUUUGGCCUUAGCUUCUUCUGCGCUUCUGCAUUCUCCUGAAGGGUUAGGGGGUUUAGGUAUCCGUCAUCUUCGUUCUUUCAAUAAGGCCCUUUUGGCUAAAAAAUCUUGGCGGCUUAUGAGACAGCCACAGCUGUUAGCUUCUCGGAUUGAGUUUAAAGAAGAUAUUCCUGAUAAUGAUCGACCUCGUGUUGUUGCUGAGUUACUACAAAAGAUUGAUGAUUUUGUAUACUGGAAGUAUACUAAGGAUGGUAUAUUUUCUACUAAGACAGCCUACAAUUAUUUGGUGUCUCAACAUUUUAAUUUGGAUCUUGUUCGAAGUUCUGCAAUCUGUUGGAAACGGUUGUGGGGCACUCCUCUCCUUCCGAAAUGGAAGAUGUUUGCUUGGAAAGUUAUGCAUAACGCUCUUCCGGUGUCUGCGUUACUUGUUCGCAAGGGUCUUCCUGUAGAUCCUAUUUGUAUUUUCUGCCGUGCUAAUUCAGAGUCGAUCAUUCUUUUGUUUUGGGACUGUCCUCUGAUGCAAUGGCUUUGGGGGGAGGCCAAUUUAACCCGUUUAGUUGCUCCUUUUGUGUCUGGUCCUUGGCCAAAGUGGUUCUCGGACUGUAUCUCUGCCCUGAUUGAUGUAAGGGACUGGGAUAAUAUGGAUAGGGUGUUUGGUCUUCUGUGGGCUAUUUGGCUUACUAGGAAUAGUGUGCGUUUUUUAUCUGAGGUUUUCUCUCCAUAUUCUAUUCUUCAAUUAGCUUUUUCUUGGUAUGAAAGAGGUAAAGCGGCUCGCUUGUUUGGUGGUUCUUGUUUUGGAAGUCCUCCUGGUUUUCAUAGUUCUCCUUUGCUUCGGGUGCUUAGGGGUAGCAGUGGGGAUAGUUGUGAGUUGUCUAUUUGUUUUGAUGGUGCCUGGGAUGCUGUUACUCAUUGUGCAGGUGUUAGUUGGUGUGUGGUGGAUUCUUCCGUUGCUCCUCUGGUGCAUGGUGGGGCUCGUGCCUGUAUGGCUAACUCGACUCUUCAAGCUGAGCUUAUGGCCUGUCCUGGGAUUGCAGAUAUAACUGUGGCUUGGGUUAUUAAGGAUAUUCGGGCAUUGUUGGAUUCAUUCGUAGUUUGUCAUGUGUAA
Molecule: messenger RNA, 1926 nt
Organism: Chenopodium quinoa (quinoa)
Lineage: Eukaryota; Viridiplantae; Streptophyta; Magnoliopsida; Caryophyllales; Amaranthaceae
Exons: 4
Coding region: 1-1926 (641 amino acids)
Source: RefSeq, a predicted model, not a curated record